AGGAAAGGGCUGGAGAGGCUCUUGGAUGAAGGCAUUGACAUCAAAGUGAUUACAACGGAUAGACAUCCAUCCACUAUCUAAUGAAGUGGUUGGUAAGCUAGCUAAGAAAUAGAUGUACAAGUGACUCUUAGCAAAAAUGAGGUUAAAGGGAAAACUAAAGAAUUCAUAAAUAACAAAUGGCAAGAAGUGUGGAACUGUGAUAGCAAGGGCAGAUUUAUAUAUAACAUUCAGCAGCGAGUAGGAAAUGGAAGAAGUGUUUUUUUCAUGUUUUCCUAUAUUAAACAAUGUAUUUAUUGUAAGCAGGCAGAAACAAUAGAGCAUGUUUUAAUGUAAAAAAAAAAAAUGAAAAAGUAAGGUUAAAACUCAUUAAUGAAGUUUUAAAAAAAUGGGUGUUGACAAGCCUUUUGAAAGAACAUGCAAAACAAGAUAGAAUUUAUGGUGCUAUUAUAAAAUAUAUUAAAGAAAUAGGAAUAGUCAGUAGAAUUUAGUUUUUUUUUUUUUUUAAUGAGCUGUCUAUUAGUGCUUCACACUCCAGUCCAGUUGGUGGCGGUAAAUGCACCAAAAGUUGGUUUGCCAUCCGCCAUAAAAGAUCAUUGGAAGAAGAUGGCUGUGCCGCGGUCCUGCCUCUGUUGUGAUUCGGCUGAAGAAAGGACAGAGUGUCCGAACACAGAAAAACUCCUGGUGAAGCAGCUGAGGUCCACGUGACACACAAGAUGGCAUUGAUUAAAGAGGAGAGUGAAGAAAUGAAGAUUGAAGAAGUGUUUAGUUUGAAACAAGAAGAUACUGAGGAACAAAUAGACCUGAUGGCGCUGAAAGAGGAGGAUCAAGAACUGAAUGAAAUAGAAGAGAAAGAUCAUGAUGAAAAACAUCAUGAUUUCAUGACUAGAAAUAAGUCUACACAGAUUGAAAAGACCUCACAAAAAAGAGCUAAAAAGACAGGAAAUAAAAGUAAUUUCACCUGUCAACAGUGUGGAAGGAGUUUUGAUCAGCGUGGAAACCUUGAAGUCCACAUAAGACUUCACACUGGAGAGAAGCCUCACACCUGCAACCAGUGUGGAAGGAGUUUCAAUCAAAAAGGAACCCUUAAUGUUCACAUGAGAAUUCACACUGGAGAGAAGCCUUACACCUGUGAACAAUGUGGAAAAAGUUUUGCUCAAAAAGGAAAAAUUAAAAUCCACAUGAGAAUUCACACUGGAGAGAGCUCUCUCACCUGCCAACUGUGUGGAAAGUAUUUCAGUGAAAAGGAAAACCUUCUAACCCACAUGAGAAUUCACGCAAACUCUCUCACCUGCCAACAGUGUGGAAAGAUUUUCACUCAAACAGGAAACCUUAAAACCCACAUGAGAGUUCACAAUGCAGAAAACUCUUUUACCUGCCAACAGUGUGGAAAGGGUUUCACUCAAAAAGGAAACCUUAAAGCCCACAUGAGAGUUCACACCGGAGAAAAGCCUUUCACCUGCCAACAGUGUGGAAAGAGUUUCAGUGAAAAGGGAAACCUUAAAAAGCACAUGAGGAUUCACACCGGAGAGAAACCUUUUACUUGCAAACUCUGCGGGAAGAGCUUCUCACAGGAGCUUAUCCUUAGGUAUCACAUGAACGCUCACACUGGAAAAAAGCCGUUCGUAUGUAGUCAGUGUGGAAAGAGUUUCAUACAUAAAGUGGAGCUUGAGACCCACAUGAGAGUUCACACUGGAGAGAAGCCGUUCAAAUGUGUUCAGUGUGGAAAAAGUUUCAGAGGUCAAAUAAAUCUUAAUAGGCACGUGAUGAGGAUGCACAUAAGAGAGAACUGUUUUAAAUGUCGUCAGUGCGGAAAAAGUAUCAGAGGCAUCAAUCGUUUUAAUAAUCAUUUAAAAACUCACACUGGAAAGAAGUCUUUCAAGUGCAAUAAAUGUAGAAAGAGUUUUACAAGUAAAGCAAAGCUUAAAACUCACAUGAGACUUCACAAUGGAAAAAGGCCUUUCACAUGUCUUCAGCGUGAGAAAAGUUUCACAUAUAAGAGAGACAUGAAACGACAUUUGCAAAUUCCUUCUGGAGGAAAGAAAUUGAAGUGUGACCAGUGUAAGAAAAAAUUUCUUUCGCCAUUACACUUAAGGAUACACCUGAGAAGUCACACAGAUUUCAGACCCUAUUCGUGUUCUUCAUGUGGAAAGAGUUUCAAAUGGCUCUACAAUUUAAAAUGGCACCAGAAAAUACGUAUCUGUGUGAAAUACCGGCUACGUUCACACAGCAGAUGAAUGUGGGCCAAAUCGGAUUUUCUGCUCAAUGUUUAUUUGUUUAUUUUUUGGGAUGAGACCGUUUACAUGACCUUUAUAUACUCACCGGCCACUUUAUUAAGUACACUUGUUAAUGCAAAUAUCUAAUCAUCCAAUCACAUGGCAGCAAUUCAUUGCAUUUAGGCAUGUAGACAUGGUCAAGACGAUCUGAUGAAGUUCAAACUGAGCAUCAGAAUGGGGAAGAAAGAUGAUUUUAGUGACUUCAAAUGUGGAAUGGUUGUUGGUGCUAGACGGGCUGGUCUGAGUAUUUCAGAAACUGCUGAUCUACUGGGAUUUUCAUUUGGCUACAUUUUGGAUGGGUUCAACAACAUUGGAUGACUGGAAAAAUGUUGCCUGGUCUAAUGAGUCUUGAUUUCUGCUGUGACAUUCACAUGAUAGGGACAGAAUUUGGCGCAAACAAAAUGAAAGCAUGGAUCCAUCUUGCCUUGUAUCAACGGUUCAGGCUUGUGGUGGUGGUCUGAUGGUAUGGAGGAUAAUUUCUUUGCACACUUUGGGGCACUUGGUACCAAUUGAGCAUUGUUUAAUUGCCACAGCCUACCUGAAUAUUGUUGCUCACCAUGUCCAUCCCUUUAUGACCACAGUGAACCCAUCUUCUGAUGACUACUUCCAGCAGGAUAACGCAUCGUGUCACAAAGCUCAGGUCACCUCAAACUGGUUUCUUGAACAUGAAAAUGAGUUCACUACUCAAAUGGCCUCCACAGUCUCCAGAUCUCAAUCCAAUAGAGCAGCUUUGGAAUGUGGUGGAAUGGGAGAUUCACAUGAUGGAUGUGCAGACAACAAAUCUGCAACAGCUGCAUGAUACUAUAAUGUCACUAUGGACCAAAAUCUCCAGCACAUUUUGAAUCUAUGCCACAAAGAAUUACGGCAGUUCUGAAGGCAAAGAACUGGUACUAGCAAGUUGUACCUAAUAAAGUGGCAGUUGAAUGUAUGUGAUCCAGAUCAGAUCAUCAUAUGAUCAGCUACAACACUCCACUCUGUUUGUCACAUCUAUCUUUCAGUGAGUUGCAGUAGACACCCUCUAAUUUCCUUUGUAUAGAGACAUUGCUCCAUUUCAUAAAUUGAUACUUUAGAAUCAAAAUAUUAAUUAAACUUCUGUUUUCCAGUGAAAUGCUGCCAUGUGAAUAAAGACAAACUGAAUGGAAAAAUGAA
Messenger RNA from Ctenopharyngodon idella (grass carp), 3422 nucleotides. RefSeq names its product gastrula zinc finger protein XlCGF57.1-like. Gene Ontology annotation, molecular function: DNA-binding transcription activator activity, RNA polymerase II-specific; RNA polymerase II cis-regulatory region sequence-specific DNA binding. The coding region runs from base 714 to 2234 and encodes 506 amino acids. Gene Ontology annotation, cellular component: nucleus. The record is from RefSeq and is a predicted model, not a curated record. Lineage: Eukaryota; Metazoa; Chordata; Actinopteri; Cypriniformes; Xenocyprididae. Gene Ontology annotation, biological process: regulation of transcription by RNA polymerase II. The transcript is spliced from 3 exons.